AUGGAGCCUCUGAAAUUUGUGAGACUGCUUCCAGUCGACGAAGCUCUCAGCGUUGCGCCAGAGGUGCUCGAAGAAUUUGUCAAGGAGAACUACGACAAGAAACACGAAACAUUGCUCAUCGACAAUAUCCCCGACUGGGAACAUGUGUCUCAGGAAAAGAGGGACCUCCUGGACGAUAAACUGCAAGCGGCCAUGCGGAAAGCCAUAACCCAUUCAGUUGAUCCCGAAGACCUCGCUGCACGACUGGCCCAAGUACCUUCAGAAAGAGGCUCACCGAUACCACGUAUGUGCCCCUCGGCAUCACCAGAAGAUUAUGAGUUCGAAGCACCGGUUGGGCCGCAAGAGUAUCAAGCCAGGUGCUAUGAAGCUCUUCUCGAAGAGGGCGGCCGGCCACUGUUCGACAUUGAACUUCUUCCGCAAAUCGCGGCAAACGUGGACAAAUAUUACGACCUACUAUGGCCGUGGAGACUGUAUCCAGAUGCACCGCACCCUACCGACUGGGAAGUGUUCCAUAGGCAGCUAUUUCGCUGGCAAGAGUUUCGCGUGUCGCAGCUAUGGCAUAGAGGACGCAUCCUUGGAUUUCCAGAGUAUCUCGACCAGCAACGCCGCCACGAACAGAUGCUGGGGGAAGCUGACACGUCUAGACGCGGGGCUGAAUACGAACAGGUGCGGCGCAGACUAUGGGAGCGCGAACAUGGCCAAUCGCAGCCACCGCGAUGUGAUACCGAGGAUGAAGCGAAGGAUGCCAUUCUCAAGUAUAAUAGCGCUAUGAAGAAGCUUCUUGAACACUACGGAUUUGUCCAACCGUUCCAGCUGUAUCUUGACAUGGAACAGCAAGACCAGUGGACAACGUUUGUCGAAUAUCUCGGGUUCAAGUGCUUUGACCUCCACCUACUUAGCCGAUCUACGCAGGGGAUGCGCCCAGAGCCUGCAGCUGAGCGGGAGGGAUCUGCAAAGGCAGAAGUGAUGGCGACUUCUGCUAAAAGUACCACAUCUCAGCAUAAGCGAGCCUAUGAACCCGAGGGAGACGCGACAGCGACUGACUACCAGAAAGAGACACAUGAACAGACAGCAAAAAAACAGAAGCAGUCCGAGACGCGGGUUAAUCAGGGACAGGCAGAACAAGAACAAAGGAUCCCGCAACCAGAUCCAGCUCACUCCAGAGCUGCUCGUGAUCGCGAGCAGAAAUAUCAGGAGGCCAAGGCAAGAGUGACCUACCAUCAACAUCGAGUUGAGUGGAUUCGGUCCGAAAUAAGCAAAAUUGAGGCAGAACAAAGGUCAAAAGAGGCAAAGAGUUGCGAAGGGAAGCCAGCAAGCGAAGCCACCACGGACGCGUCAAUUGUGGAAUCCGGGCCAACUGACGAGGAGAAGAUGUCAAACCGCAAGAACGAUGACUCGUCGACAGCUCAGGUCGUAGAACCCAACGUUCAAGGGGACAAAGAUGUCUCAGAGGAUGAAUCCGUUCCAGAGGAUAAAGAUAUCUCUGCUGUCCCAGAGGACGAAGCUGUCCCAGAGGCUGAAGCUGUCCCAAAAGACAAAGAUGUCUCUGAUGACAAAGAUGUCUUUGAUGACAAAGCUGUCCCAGAGGCUGAAGCUGUCCCAGAGGCUGAAGCUGUCCCAGAGGCUGAAGCUGUCCCAGAGGCUGAAGCUGUCCCAGAGGCUGAAGCUGUCCCAAAAGACAAAGAUGUCUCUGAUGACAAAGCUGUCCCAGAGGCUGAAGCUAUCCCAGAGGCUGAAGCUGUCUCAGAAGAUGAAGUUGUUCCAGAGCCACGUGUCAAGACAAGUAACAAGCCAUCUGCUGAGAAUCCUAGCUUUGUCGAGAGCAAGGAUGUAUCAACGGGAUUCCACGAGAAAGACAGCGAUGUAGAUCUGGAGAGUACGGCGAUUGUUUCAGCUCAAGUCAGUCCGGCACCCAUGGGCAAUUCUCACGAGACUUGCAAGGAUGAACCGAACACUCUGCAACCGAUUUUGCAACAGAGUGCAAAUGAGGAUGUGGCUGCCACCGCUUCUACAUCGUCAGAGGUAUAUGAGACGCAGACGCCGAAGGGAAGCAGCCCAUCACAUGUAUCAGACGUUGUGUGA
This is a messenger RNA of Trichoderma atroviride IMI 206040, 2082 nucleotides long. RefSeq lists its product as uncharacterized. Lineage: Eukaryota; Fungi; Ascomycota; Sordariomycetes; Hypocreales; Hypocreaceae. The record is from RefSeq and is a predicted model, not a curated record.